Molecule: messenger RNA, 1773 nt
Organism: Dalotia coriaria
Lineage: Eukaryota; Metazoa; Arthropoda; Insecta; Coleoptera; Staphylinidae
Exons: 5
Coding region: 308-1564 (418 amino acids)
Molecular function (GO): protein binding
Source: RefSeq, a predicted model, not a curated record
CAUAACCUUGAUGCACCUACGUGUUUUCCUUGCGCUGUUUAAUUUUCCUAGUUUUAAAAACGUUUUGGCUUGUGUUUGUGCACAGCCCGGAUGCGACUUUGUUGGCGUAAAUCGUUCGCACGAUAAUUCAUUCGCCGCAGAUCGGCUGCACGCAGUGCGUGUAUUUUUAAUCCUGCGAAAUGUCUCGGCCGGCGCACCGAAUGUUGCACAUUUUGCUCCGCUUUGUGUAAAAGUCAUCUAUUAAUACGCCCUUUGUUGAAAAAACGGCAAACUUAUUCACUACCAAACAUCGUUAAAAGUGCACGACAUGUUUUCGCGCGAGGUGGUCGAGAAGAUCCUGCUGCACUGCGAUGGGAAGACGCUCAAAGUUGCCGAAAAAGUGUGUGUUGAAUGGCAGCAAAUCGUUGAAUACUUGGUACAGAAACAUAAUUUAUGGCACAAAUGUGUUCAUCAGGACAUACCAGCUCAAGAAUUACUACAAUAUAAGAGCAAAUGGCUUGCUGCGAGUGACAAAUGCAUCAAUUGGGAGCAACUGUAUGAAAACUGGAUGUGCUGGCAUGAUAUUAAGCAGAAUAUUCAAUUUCACAAGGGCACAACUUGGAAAAUCAAUAAAAUAUCAUGUUUUAGUGUUAUUGGUGAUUAUAUCGCUAUCGGACUAACUAAUGGUUCAGUUAAAGUUUUUAAUAAAUCCGGAUCCGUUGUAGAAACUUACAGGCAUUUAAUUGUGCAAGUUCAAUCAAUACAUUUUGUUAGAGAACUGCCAACUUCAGGUGAAACAAAACCCCCAACAGAAUUACUGAUUGCUUAUCAAGAUAAAGUGAUAAUCAACGAUUUUCGCGGUUCGUACGCGCCUGGAACAUUCUACAAUUGUUACAUUUUCAGCAGUUAUAAGAACUUUAUGUGUGGUGUAUCACAAGAAGGACAUAUUACCAUAGCAAAAGUGAGCAACGACGAGGCAAACCGCAAGAAAUCGUUUCAAGUUGUAACUUAUGCGCGGAUUUAUUCACCUGACACUGUCAAAAGUUGCACACUCUGGGAAAACGUGUGUUUGAUUCUUGUCAAUGACAAAGUGAGAGUGAUAAAUUACAAAGAAGGUAGUAAAAGCUCACAGUUCAUGGCUGUUGAACUUACUACUCUACAGUUUUCGAAUGUGUACUACAUGAUGCGUCGAGAUGUUUUUAUCUUUCAUGAUAAAGUUAUUAUUACCGUCACAAAAUCGAUGGAUAUAAUGCAACAGCAACUUUUCGAACUUUUUAUCCUGAAUGAUGAGGAAAAGCGGAAUAGUAAGAAGAUGUUCGUACCUUGGGAGGUGUUCAAUGCGUUCAUCACUUGCGUUUACCUCUAUGGGAAUACACUGGUGAUUGGAUUGAGCAGCGGCGUUGUUUAUUUCUACGUUAUAGACGAUUGGAAGUUGUUUGACAUAGCCAACUAUUCCGAGUCGAUCGGCAUGACGGAUGUAUCGCCGAUUAUUUCCAUCGAUGCGGUGGAAAGCUACGAGAAGAGAGAGUUUUAUAUUGCGAGCAAUACUUUUGUUCGUAAGGUGAUCGGACAGACUGUGAGAUAAUAACUAAACUAAAACUAUAUUUUUUACAAUUUGACUGUUAAAAUCGAUUUGCUUAAAAAUUUAAGAUUUUAUGAAAAUUAAAGUAUUUUUUAAUACAAAACUGUUGAUAAUCUAUUGGUAAAACCACUAGAAUUUAUUAAGAACAUAAUUUUAUUGUUAUCUUCUGAUCAACAGUGAAAACAUCAAAUAUAUUCUCAUCUUUCAUUUCA